CUCUCUUAAUUUUCCUUAAACAAUUGAAAAACUACCAGAAAGUUGCCAAUGAAUGAUUAUGUCGUUUACGUCCCUUCACUUCAUCCACUCUUUCAUUCAAACUCUCCUUGUGUACCUGAUCAGGGCCAGGCACGUGCUUGCUGCCCAGGAUGCCAAGAGGAGCACCACAUAGUCCCUGCCCUCUGGAAGCCUACCAUCUGGUGGGGAGAGAUGCUUCAAGAUGCUGACACCCAUGGUUCAAGGUGUGCGAUGGCACAAAUCGUUAGAAGAAACCCCCUGAACCAAGGUCUGGACAGAUAAAGGAGACCUCCCCUCCUUUGCCGGCUUUGAAGGAGCAAACUGCCUUGUCCUGAGCUACCAUAUCAGCAAGGAGCUGAAGGCAGCCUCCAACUGAUGUCAGCAAGAAAAUAAGGUCCUCAGUCGACAACCUGCAAGAAACUGAAUACUCCAACAGCUGUAUGAGCUUGGAGGCGCAUCUGACCCCAGUCAAACUUUUGAAGUCCACAGGCAGGGUGUCCUACAGAAGCUGGAGUCCUUCCUCAUGGGGCUAAACACAUACACCUGGCCCAGGAGUCGGACAAACUGAAAGGGAAUCCAGGGAAGGAGAGCGAUUGCAAGCCCAGAUGCUGCUUCACACCAGUGAGGUCUCUUCUGCAGAGGUACGCAUCGGGCCCAUGAGACUGACGCAGGAUCCUAUCCAGGUUUUGCUGAUCUUUGCAAAGGAAGACAGUCAGAGUGAUGGAUUCUGGUGGGCCUGUGACAGAGCCGGUUACAGAUGUAAUAUUGCUCGGACUCCGGAGUCAGCCCUGGAAUGCUUUCUAGAUAAACAUCAUGAGAUUAUUGUGAUCGACCACAGACAAACUCGAAACUUUGAUGCAGAAGCAGUGUGCAGGUCGAUCCGGGCCACAAAUCCCUCGGAGCACACGGUGAUUCUUGCGGUGGUUUCACAAGCAUCCGGCGACUAUGAAGAGGCCUCGGUCCUCCCUCUUCUGCACGCAGGCUUCAACCGGAGAUUUAUGGAGAAUAGCAGCAUAAUUGCUUGCUAUAAUGAACUGAUUCAAAUAGAACAUGGGGAAGUUCGCUCACAGUUCAAGUUAAGGGCCUGUAAUUCAGUGUUUACAGCAUUAGACCACUGUCAUGAAGCCAUAGAAAUCACAAGCGAUGACCACGUGAUUCAGUAUGUCAACCCAGCCUUCGAAAGGAUGAUGGGCUACCACAAAGGUGAGCUCCUGGGGAAAGAACUCGCCGAGCUGCCCAAAAGUGACAAGAACCGGGCGGACCUUCUUGACACCAUCAACACCUGCAUCAAGAAGGGCAAGGAGUGGCAGGGGGUUUACUAUGCCAGACGGAAAUCCGGCGACAGCAUCCAACAGCAUGUGAAGAUCACUCCAGUGAUUGGCCAAGGAGGGAAAAUUAGGCAUUUUGUCUCCCUCAAGAAACUGUGUUGUACCACUGACAAAAAUAAGCAGAUUCACAAGGUUCAUCGUGACUCAGGAGAUAAUUCUCAAACAGAGUCUCAUUCAUUCAGACACAAGAACAGGAGGAAAGAGUCCAUUGAUGUGAAAUCAAUAUCAUCUCGAGGCAGUGAUGCACCAAGCCUACAGAAUCGUCGCUACCCAUCCAUGGCAAGGAUCCAUUCCAUGACCAUCGAGGCUCCCAUCACAAAGGUUAUAAAUAUAAUCAAUGCAGCCCAAGAAAACAGUCCUGUCACAGUAGCAGAAGCCUUGGACAGAGUUUUAGAAAUUUUACGGACCACAGAACUGUACUCCCCUCAGCUGGGUACCAAAGAUGAAGAUCCCCACACCAGUGAUCUCGUGGGAGGCCUGAUGACUGAUGGCUUGAGAAGGUUGUCAGGAAACGAGUAUGUGUUCACCAAGAAUGUGCCCCAGAGUCACAGUCACCUUGGGAUGCCAGUAACCAUCAACGAUGUCCCCCCUUCUAUCGCUCAAUUACUUGAUAAUGAGGAAAGCUGGGAGUUCAACAUAUUUGAAUUGGAAGCUGUGACACACAAAAGGCCAUUGGUUUACCUGGGCUUAAAAGUCUUUUCCCGGUUUGGAGUAUGUGAAUUUUUACACUGUUCUGAAACUACCCUUCGGGCCUGGCUCCAAGUGAUUGAAUCCAACUACCACUCCUCCAACGCUUACCACAACUCCACUCAUGCCGCUGAUGUCCUGCACGCCACUGCCUUCUUCCUCGGAAAAGAAAGAGUGAAGGGAAGCCUCGAUCAGCUAGAUGAGGUGGCUGCCCUGAUUGCUGCCACAGUCCAUGACGUGGAUCACCCAGGAAGGACCAACUCUUUCCUGUGCAACGCAGGCAGUGAACUCGCCGUGCUCUAUAAUGACACUGCUGUCUUGGAGAGUCACCACACAGCCCUGGCCUUCCAGCUCACGGUCAAGGACAGCAAAUGCAACAUUUUCAAGAAUAUUGACAGGAACCAUUAUCGAACACUGCGCCAGGCUAUUAUUGAUAUGGUUUUAGCAACAGAGAUGACAAAACACUUUGAACAUGUGAACAAAUUUGUGAACAGCAUCAACAAGCCAAUGGCAGCUGAGAUUGAAGGCAGUGACUGUGAAUGCAACCCUACUGGGAAGAACUUUCCUGAAAAUCAAAUCCUGAUUAAGCGCAUGAUGAUUAAGUGUGCUGACGUGGCCAAUCCAUGCCGCCCCCUGGACCUAUGUAUCGAAUGGGCCGGAAGGAUCUCCGAGGAGUACUUUGCACAGACUGAUGAAGAGAAGAGACAGGGGCUACCUGUAGUGAUGCCAGUAUUCGACCGGAAUACCUGUAGCAUCCCCAAGUCCCAGAUCUCCUUUAUUGACUACUUCAUAACAGACAUGUUUGAUGCUUGGGAUGCCUUUGCACACCUGCCAACCCUGAUGCAACAUUUGGCCGAUAACUACAAACACUGGAAGACGUUAGAUGACCUAAAGUGCAAAAGUCUGAGGCUUCCAUCUGACAGCUAAAGCCAAGACAGAGAAGGUGACCUCUUGAUCUACAAAGGGCACUGUGAAUCACAGUAGUGUAAACAAGAGGCUUUCCUUCAUAAUGAAAAUGACAGGUGUAGGUUAAGGAGCUAAUGUUUAAUAUCUGACUUUUAAUCAUUCAACUUCCCAAAUUUCAUUUUUAGAAAAUUAUGUUCCAUGAAGAAAAAUUUUGAACAAUCACUUAGUGACAGAACAAACACAUGGCAAAAUCCUUUGCCCUGCUGUCAUCCUGUCUGCCCUCAUCAAACCCUGCAGCUGAUUCACUGUAACUAGCAGGAGACAUGCAGCAAAGACUUGGUGCCCACGAGCCCACCAUCUCUGUGGAUGAUGGACCAUGUAGCUUAGCUAGUGGUUUAGCUCAUCUUUUACCAUGAAAGUCACCAUCACUGUUUAGCUUGACUAUUUUCCUCAAGAGCAUCAAUCUAAAAGGCUCAUAAGAAUAUCUAAGAAAAGAAACCCAUAUAAAGUGAGCAAAACAACUAGGACCAAACUGCUGAUAAACUAGUUAGCUUCAGAGCCUCCAUGGCUAGGUGGUUCUGAUCAAUGGUGUAACACCCAAGUUAGAACAUAGUCUGUCUUGGCCUGGUGAGUGCCUUCUCUAGACUGGUAUCAGCAGCCUGUGUAGUCCUCUCUCCUACAAAAGGGAUUCAUCUUAACAGAAAGUCAACCAUGAUGGGGAAGGAAGUGACAUCUUGUCUGUGGGGAAUCCAAGAGCUUUCUCCCUUUAUUUCUGGUUUACAGAGGCAGUUACAAGGCACUACAGUAGGUAUUAUAUACAAGCCAUUAAUCUGAAUGCCCUUGGACAAGCUUUUUUUUAAAAAAAAAAUUUAUAUACAUUUGCUGUUUAAAAUUUUUAUUAAAGCAAUCUAAAUUUUCAGGGUUUAAGUCCAUGGAGUACGUUGUGCCGAGUACUGAGGAGACAGAGGAAGUUUCAAGGUUCAGAUGUUUUUAACCUAUCUAUAUUUAAGAUCAUGCCAUUUUGCUUUAAUGAUGAAAAAAAGAUUGCAAGGUGUGUAAAUAUAUCAGAAAAUAGCAUAUGGGGAAGCAGUAAAUACUAUUUUAAGCUAUUAAUUGUAUGCUAAAAGCUUCUAAAGCACAAGUGCAUAUUUUUAUACAGCUCUUUUCACAACUUUCUGUGGUCUACAUGAAGUCAGACUUGAGAUUUUCUUUUCUCUUUUACCAGCCAACCCUUCUCUAUGUAUUAUAAAUUAGAGAUUCUGUAAACAAAAUCUUUGUUUUUCUUUCAAAUUCUCUGUACUUCAUGCUGCAUUUCUAAGAGGUAUAAACAGAGACUAAAUUAACUGAACCAGUAGUUAGUUACUUUUUUCAAAUGAAAAUUGGAAUGCAGAACACGUGGACCUAGUACAUGGGGGCAAAAAUUACUUAUCACUACAAAACAUGCCAAUGUUUUUUUCUAUGUUUUGUACCAACAAAUGGAAACAUAUAUGACAAUUCCAUGCAAAGAAAUGUACCUAAAUUAUUUUUGUUAGAUGGUAAGAGAACUUGCUUGGUCAGGACAGCAGCUAGCUUUGUAUUGUAAUGCUGCACUAAGUAAAUGUGAUGAAAAUGUUUUUGUGAAGUACUUGUAACUAAAUUCCUACAGCCAUUUUUCAUUCCUAACAGCUGUUUUUAUUUUACCUCUUUGGCCUAAAUUUUUCAUAAUUUCAA
Molecule: messenger RNA, 4649 nt
Organism: Aethalodelphis obliquidens (Pacific white-sided dolphin)
Lineage: Eukaryota; Metazoa; Chordata; Mammalia; Artiodactyla; Delphinidae
Gene: PDE8B
Product: phosphodiesterase 8B
Exons: 25
Coding region: 624-2960 (778 amino acids)
Biological process (GO): signal transduction
Molecular function (GO): 3',5'-cyclic-nucleotide phosphodiesterase activity
Source: RefSeq, a predicted model, not a curated record